AUAGUUACUGGUCGCAUAGCGAUCUUGUUAGACGUGCUCCGCAUAUAUUGUAUUUUCCGAAUUUCUCUUAGGGAAAUUAAGUGUCAAUUGUUGAGUGUAAACAAGUGUAAAUUAACGAAGGCAAGAUGUCACCCACAAUAGACGGACAUACAAAUCGUAAAGCAGAAUCGAAAACGACUAUUAACGUUACAGCAGCCAAUUGCGCACCGAAAGCGUCGCUUCAAAUCCCCGAAUGGUUGAAGUCGGACCUAUUUGUAGAAUUGCUGCAGAAAAGCUUACCGAACUUUAAGUGCAUUAAAAAUUUCAGCGCCAAAGUCUCAGAAAAUGUUGGCGAGAAUUACGCCACACUCAUGGCCGUGGUGAAUAUAGAUGUAGAGCUUGAAGGUGGAAAAUUCCAACAGUUAUCGUUUAGGAUCAAAAUACCCAUCGAAAUGGUGGGGAAGGUGAUAAAUAAUCGUAAUAUUUUCGAUGCCGAAAAUGCCAUGUAUAGAGAUGUGAUACCGGAAAUGGAGAAAUUGUAUAGUGAUGUUGGAGUUGAAGUGCGAUUUUCACCACAGUAUUAUGAAAUCGAGACACCAUCCGAAUUCGGUGUUAUACUCAUGGAGGAUUUACAGCCGCAUAACUUCAAAAAUGUCAACCGUUUGGAGGGUUUCGACAUGGAGCACACUAAGUGCGCAUUGAAAAAGUUAGCACAAUGGCAUGCCGCCUCAGCGGUGCGUGUUGCGACUAAAGGUGAAUAUCCACAAGUAGUUUGUGUGGGAGUAUAUACCGAAGACGUUUUAAAAACUCUGGAGCAUGUGGGUAAAACCAUUACGCCAAUUUACAUGGAGUGUGUGCGUACAUAUGAUGGCCACGAAGUCUACUACGAAAGCUUGAAAAGAAGUCGAGAAAACUUUUUUAAGCAAUUCCCUUCGCUGCUGAAGGUCGAUCCAAACGAGUUCAACGUUUUAAACCAUGGUGAUUUUUGGGGCAAUAACAUUAUGUUCCAAUACGAUGAUGCGGGUAAAGUGAAAGAAACAUAUUUUGUUGAUUUUCAAUGUGUGCGCUAUGGUUCACCUGUGACUGAUCUCUACUAUUUGUUGUUAUCAUCGACAAGUUUGGAUGUGAAACUAAAGUAUUUCGAUUACUUUAUUAAGUAUUAUCAUGAUAAUAUGAUUGAGUGCUUGAAAUUGUUGAAAUAUCCAAAGAGAGGACCAACCCUAGUAGAAAUCCAUAUUGCUUUAUUGCAGAAAAGCUCUUGGGCUGUAGCCCCCACUAUGAUUCAUAUGCCCUUGGCGCUGCUCGAGCUAACUGAGGCGGCUGAUUUAAGUAAUUUCAUUAGCACUUCAGAAGAUAGUAUGGCGUUCAGAAGACGCAUGUAUACAAGUCCACGUUAUCGAAAGCACAUCGAAGUGGUCUUUCCUUGGCUAUAUUGUCGUGGUGCCUUUGAAUAAUAGGUAGAACUAC
This is a messenger RNA of Zeugodacus cucurbitae (melon fly), 1446 nucleotides long. RefSeq lists its product as uncharacterized. The coding region runs from base 126 to 1433 and encodes 435 amino acids. NCBI's taxonomy places the organism in Eukaryota, Metazoa, Arthropoda, Insecta, Diptera, Tephritidae. The record is from RefSeq and is a predicted model, not a curated record. The transcript has 4 exons.